Paramecium primaurelia is the source of this 615-nucleotide messenger RNA. Lineage: Eukaryota; Ciliophora; Oligohymenophorea; Peniculida; Parameciidae. The record is from the annotation of a GenBank genome assembly.
AUGAUUCUGGAUCUAUAAUUAAUCUUCGAGACUCUGUUAUCAAGUGGAUGGAAUCAUAAAUUAAAGAAAUGCUAGAGUAAGUAUAGUUAUUUUAAAUACAUAAGUAAGAGUUUUUUUUUAAAUGAGAAGAAUUAAGAAUUGAGAAAUAGUUAAAUUGAGAUAGAAUUUGAUAAAUAAAACUCUGAAAUUACUUGGAGAGGAGUAUAUAGUAGAUCUGAUGUGAAAACUGGAGUCUGGGAAAUCUAUGGAAAUAUGAUGAAAAAACUAAUAAAAUGUAUCAAUAAAUAUUAAUUAAUUAUUCCUUGUUGUGAAUACGAUAAUCAAGAACAUAAAAUGGGAUAGUGGAUAGAAUAAUCUGAUAGAUUUAGAUAUUGGAAUUAAUCCACUUCAUAAGGAAAGUACAAUAAACAAGGUGUGAGAGUCGAAAAGUGGAACUUAUACUGGAAAUAUGAAGGAAAAAUAAUAAAUGUAAUGUACCAAAUUAAUUAUUGUAUCGUGGAAGUGGGGAAUAUGAUGAAUAAGGACGAAAAACUGGAAAAGGGAUAGAAUAGAGUAAUGAAUUUUCAUUUUAUAAUUAAACUACUUGAAGUGAAGAGUAUAAUAACAAAGGAGUGA